Molecule: messenger RNA, 1065 nt
Organism: Symbiodinium necroappetens
Lineage: Eukaryota; Dinophyceae; Suessiales; Symbiodiniaceae
Source: the annotation of a GenBank genome assembly
AUGACUCCCCGGCAUGAGCAUCUGCUCGGGCUGCUUGCGACGGCUGGAGGAUCACUAACCUUCGUGGUGGUGGUUGUGGCAAUCGAGUGGCUGGAGCGAGAACACUGGCCUGCCCUGGCAAUGCUUGGCCUCGCCAACUGUGUUGUUUCCAUCGGUUUGCUGGCCUUGGUGCGACAACGAAAAACUCAGUGGCCGACCAAGCCCAGCCAGCGGGUUUGGCUGUUUGCCAGGGGCAUUUCCAGCGUUUUCGCACUGGCAUUCGCAGUGUUGGCUACUUUCUUCGACUGCCCAGCAGGUGAUACGAUGGCAAUCUCGAGCACCAACGUCUUCGCAUCGGCUGUGUUGGGAUGCUUGCUGUUCGGCGAAGCCUUCGGGAAGCUGAAGGUGGCUUCCGUGUUCGUCACCACCUUUGGGGCAGUGCUGGUCGCGAAGCCAGAGUUUAUCUUCACCACUGUGACGGAGCAGCCCUACCUCGGCUACAUGUUUGCUGCUGCGUCCGGAUUGGGACUAAGUGGCAUCAUUGUGUGCUGCAGAAAGCUCGGGAACGAGGUAUCGCCACUGAUCUCCGCCAUUUCCUCGACGUCGCAGCGUGGUGCCUCGCUCCUUCUACUUGCUGUGCUGCCUCUGUGGGAACGGGACCUGAGCGCCUCACUGGAGAAGCUCCACCAUCAUGCAGGCUGGGCUGUUCUCUGGAUCCUCGGCGUGGCCAUCGUGCUGGCCGUUCAAGUCACUCUCUUGAGCUUGGGCUCUUCCAUGGCGCCGGCAGGCGCCUCUGGAGUCGUCGUGACAUGCGGAGACAUCUUCUUCGGAUAUAUCGGGCAAAUCUUGGUGUUUGGCAUCCUGCCCGAUGCAGUGACACUAGCAGGAGUGGUUCUGCUGGUUGGCUCCGUGCUGAUGAUCAUGAUGGAUACUGUGGCGGCGAGAUCUACCCUUACGCCCUUGGAGCCCGAAGCCACGAAGGCUUCCGACGAUGGCUCUUUUGGGAGAGAUGCCGGUUCUCCACCAGAAGAAGGUUGCAAGGAUCUACCCCCGAAGGUUGCCUGUGCUGCGUGCUUGCCCUGGUAG